Messenger RNA from Diceros bicornis minor, 2321 nucleotides. RefSeq names its product tripartite motif containing 41 (gene TRIM41). The record is from RefSeq and is a predicted model, not a curated record. Gene Ontology annotation, molecular function: zinc ion binding; protein binding. Gene Ontology annotation, cellular component: nuclear body. Lineage: Eukaryota; Metazoa; Chordata; Mammalia; Perissodactyla; Rhinocerotidae. The coding region runs from base 12 to 1610 and encodes 532 amino acids. The transcript has 7 exons.
UGGACACUAAAAUGGCUGCCGUUGCCAUGGCACCCAACCCCGUGCAGACCCUUCAGGAGGAGGCGGUGUGCGCCAUCUGCCUCGAUUACUUCACGGACCCCGUGUCCAUCGGCUGCGGGCACAACUUCUGCCGCGUGUGUGUAACCCAGUUGUGGGGAGGGGAGGAUGAAGAGGACAGGGACGAAUUAGACCGGGAGGAGGAGGAGGAGGACGGGGAGGAGGAGGAAGUGGAGGCUGUGGGGGCCGGUGGGGGGUGGGACACCCCCAUGCGGGAUGAAGAGUAUGAGGGUGACAUGGAGGAGGAGGUCGAGGAGGAAGAGGAGGGUGUGUUCUGGACCAGUGGCGUGGGCGGGUCCAACUGGGAUAACAUGGACUACGUGUGGGAGGAGGAGGACGAGGAGGAAGACCUGGACUACUACUUGGGGGACAUGGAGGAGGACCUGAGGGGGGAGGAUGAGGAGGACGAGGAGGAAGUGCUGGAGGAGGACGAGGAAGAAGAGCUAGAGCCCGUCACCCCACUGCCCCCGCCUCCAGCCCCUCGGAGGUGCUUCACCUGCCCCCAGUGCCGAAAGAGCUUUCCUAGGCGGAGCUUCCGUCCCAACCUGCAGCUGGCCAACAUGGUCCAGGUGAUUCGACAGAUGCACCCAACUCCUGGUCGAGGGAGCCGUGGGACCGAGCAGGGCAUUUGUCCCAAACACCAGGAAGCCCUGAAGCUCUUCUGCGAGGUGGACGAAGAGGCCAUCUGUGUGGUGUGCCGAGAAUCCAGGAGCCACAAACAGCACAGCGUGGUGCCAUUGGAGGAGGUGGUGCAGGAGUACAAGGCCAAACUGCAGGGACAUGUGGAACCACUGAGGAAGCACCUGGAGGCUGUGCAGAAGAUGAAGGCCAAGGAGGAGAGGCGGGUGACAGAGCUGAAGAGCCAGAUGAAGUCGGAGCUGGCAGCUGUGGCCUCAGAGUUUGGGCGGCUGACACGGUUUCUGGCUGAAGAACAGGCAGGGCUGGAGCAGCGCCUCCGAGAGAUGCACGAAGCCCAGCUGGGGCGUGCAGGAGCAGCAGCCAGCCGCCUUGCAGAGCAGGCUACCCAGCUGAGCCGCCUGCUGGCCGAGGCCCAAGAACGGAGCCAGCAGGGGGGCCUGCGGCUGCUCCAGGACAUCAAGGAGACUUUCAAUAGGUGUGAAGAGGUACAGCUGCAGCCCCCAGAGGUCUGGUCCCCUGACCCGUGUCAACCCCAUAGCCAUGACUUCCUGACAGACGCCAUCGUGAGGAAAAUGAGCCGGAUGUUCUGUCAGGCUGCCCGAGUGGACCUGACGCUGGACCCUGACACGGCUCACCCGGCCCUGAUGCUGUCCCCUGACCACCGAGGGGUCCGCCUGGCAGAGCGGCGGCAGGAGGUUGCUGACCAUUCCAAGCACUUCUCAGCGGACUGCUGUGUACUGGGGGCCCAGGGCUUCCGCUCUGGCCGGCACUACUGGGAGGAGCCUAAAGAACUUUCUUGGCCUCCAGCUUGGCCUCCUCUCACCUAUGUCUGCCAAACAGGUCUGCAUGGGUCCCUGAUGAGAAUAGCUGCCUGGUUAUCCCUCCUGUGGGCCCAGGGUUCUGAGUUUGAGUAGGGGAUGAGGGGAGAUGGUAAUUUCAUUACUAAACUUCCCUUUCCCCACCCCUGCUCUUCAACCUUCAAGUCACUUCUGAGGCUGGAGGAUUUGGGCAAGACUGAUGACAGCCCCCAUUCCAAUUCCAUUUUCUGAUGCAAAUUUUAGCUAAGGGAUUUGGAAGCUUUUUUGGGGAGGCAGGCUGGGCAAAAGGGUGGAGCUGGGUAAUAAUGUCUUACUAUCCGGGGGAAGUAGAAGGGAUUCUACACUUUCCUUCCAUCCCCAAUUUCUACCUCCAUAGACUGGCGAGAAUUUAGCCUCAGUGAGAGGUCUAGAAUGGUGGACACCAUUGAAACCACGUACCUUUAUAUCACCCAAUAAAUUAUUUUCUCCCCCUUCCUUUUUCCAGUACUCAGCCCAAAAGCAAAGCUCACCCAUCCUAUCCCUCCAGGUCUUCUCAUUCUCAGGCUCCUUUCCCUUUUGUUCAGUGAAAUUCCUUUGUCCUCAAGUCUUUAGUUCCCUCCAUGUGGCAAGCCCUGACUGGGAGCCUGGGGACAGGGGUUUGGAUCCCCCGAGAGGAAAGCCUUGGGUGUAAUCUGUUUUUCUAGUAACUCCUUGCCUUCUGUCACUUAGCAGCUUUUGUCCUCAGCUUUGAUCGCUGAGGUUGUUUUACGUUCCUGAGGGAAAGGGAAGAUGGGCUGUGUUGUGGAAAUAAAAAGGUUUAUUUGCUUC